Messenger RNA from Benincasa hispida (wax gourd), 404 nucleotides. RefSeq lists its product as uncharacterized. Lineage: Eukaryota; Viridiplantae; Streptophyta; Magnoliopsida; Cucurbitales; Cucurbitaceae. The record is from RefSeq and is a predicted model, not a curated record.
AAAACACUGUAAAUUGAAAAAUGGCUUACUCCAAUAGAUCCGUUGCUUUGCGCUCCUCGAAAGCUUUGUUUAAACACCGCCAUGGCGCUGCGGCUUCGCCUCCCUUGUCCGGUGCCACCGCCCUUAACCGCCUCCAUGAGGAGAGUGACAUGGACGUGGACCGAGCAAAAGCAGAGCAGCUGAGAGCAGGGAUGGCCGGAGAAGGAGCGAUGACAAGUAUAGUGGAGGUGGCCUAUGAUUCCACCAAAGGGACGGCAGAGAAGGUGAAGGACACAACAAUUGCAGAGGCAAACGAAAAUGUAGUGGACACAAUCGAGUAUAGAAGCAUGGGGGAUAUGGGUAACUAUCAAAAUAUCCUAUUAUGAAUAUUGUUUAUUAAUCGCAAUUGAGCGGAGGCAGAAAUA